Molecule: messenger RNA, 315 nt
Organism: Diversispora eburnea
Lineage: Eukaryota; Fungi; Glomeromycota; Glomeromycetes; Diversisporales; Diversisporaceae
Source: the annotation of a GenBank genome assembly
AUGAAUUCUAGUUCAAAUAUAGAUGAUUCAGAUGUUAAUAUAUCAAGUUGUAAAGAUUUUUCUUUAUCUGAUAGUGAAAGUUCUGAUUCAGGUGUAAUCAGCUCAGAUGCAGAUUUAGAUGUAAUAGGAUAUGAGGAAUUUUCUUGGUUUGAUAAUAAAUGUGAAGUUUUUAGUUUGGGUGUAGAUGUAAAUAGAUGUAAAGAUUUUUCUUGGUCUGGUGAUGGAUGUAAGAUUUCUAGUUCAAAUAUAACUAAUUCGGGUGUAGAUGGCUCAGGUGUAAGUACAGGUGUAAUUGAAUGUAAAGAUUUUUUUUGA